CCGCACGGCGGGGCCGGGGAGUCUCUGACCCAGUUCACCUGAGCCCCGCAAAGGACAUGCUGACCCUGGCGGGGGCUGUGACCCGACAACACCAGGGGCUUCAUGCUGAACGGAGAGCAGGUCUGGCCCAGCGCUCGAGGGCCUUUGCGGUCAGAAACAAGGCGGAGGUGCUGUCCUUAGUUUCAGGCCAGUGAAAGACUGCCGGGGCUAGACCGUCAUGGGCGAGGCCAGUAGAGAUGAGUAUAAAAUCCAGUCUUUUGAUGCAGAGACUCAGCAGCUGCUGAAGACUGCGCUCAAAGAUCCAGGUGCUGUGGACUUGGAGAAAGUGGCCAGUGUGAUUGUGGACCAUUCUCUGCAGGACUGUGUGUUCAGCAAGGAAGCAGGACGGAUGUGCUAUGCCAUCAUACAGGCAGAGAGUAAGCAAACUGGCCAGAGUGUCUUUCGGCGCGGGCUCCUCGACAGGCUGCAGCAGGAGUAUGAGGCCAGGGAGCAGCUGCGGGCACGCUCCCUGCAGGGCUGGGUCUGCUAUGUCACCUUUAUCUGCAACAUCUUUGACUACCUGAAGGUGAACAACAUGCCCAUGAUGGCCCUGGUCAACCCUGUCUAUGACUGUCUCUUCCAGCUGGCCCAGCCGGAGAGCCUGAGCAGGGAAGAGGAGGUGGACUGCCUGGUGCUGCAGCUGCACCGGGUUGGGGAGCAGCUGGAGAAGAUGAAUGGCCAGCGCAUGGAUGAGCUCUUUAUCCUAAUCCGGGAUGGCUUCCUGCUCCCAACAGACCUCAGCUCCUUGGCCAGGCUGCUGCUGCUGGAGAUCAUCGAGUUCCGGGCAGCUGGCUGGAAGACCACACCCGCUGCCCACAAGUAUUACUACAGUGAGGUUUCUGACUAAGCUGGCCUCCAGCUGCACACACUGUCCCGUGGCCCUCCUUUCAAGCUGGCACCAGAAUCCUUACCUUAGUCCCUUCUAGACUCUUCUGACAACUGUGGCUCUGUCCUCUUCCCUCCCUCUGGAGUUGUGGAGAAACCAAGCAGACCCCGUCUCCUGGCUGGAGACUGUCCUGUCUUCCCACCACUAAACUGUGUAACCACUAAUGCAACA
Acomys russatus (golden spiny mouse) is the source of this 1096-nucleotide messenger RNA. It is a transcript of the gene Mif4gd, whose product is annotated as MIF4G domain containing. Gene Ontology annotation, cellular component: cytosol. Gene Ontology annotation, biological process: regulation of translational initiation. The transcript is spliced from 6 exons. Gene Ontology annotation, molecular function: RNA binding; protein binding; translation activator activity. The record is from RefSeq and is a predicted model, not a curated record. Lineage: Eukaryota; Metazoa; Chordata; Mammalia; Rodentia; Muridae. Bases 218 to 886 code for a protein of 222 amino acids.